Hirundo rustica (Barn swallow) is the source of this 1286-nucleotide messenger RNA. RefSeq names its product SVOP like (gene SVOPL). The record is from RefSeq and is a predicted model, not a curated record. NCBI's taxonomy places the organism in Eukaryota, Metazoa, Chordata, Aves, Passeriformes, Hirundinidae. Gene Ontology annotation, biological process: transmembrane transport. Gene Ontology annotation, cellular component: membrane. Gene Ontology annotation, molecular function: transmembrane transporter activity. Bases 1 to 1242 code for a protein of 413 amino acids. The transcript is spliced from 11 exons.
AUGGUGUUUUUUGGCUACAUGGUGUUCAGCAUAGUGCUUGGGCUCCUGGCCGACAGGUACGGCCGCUGGAAGAUCCUGCUGCUCUCCUUCCUCUGGGCAGCCUAUUUCUCCCUGCUGACCUCGUUUGCCCCAUCCUACAUCUGGUUUGUGUUCCUGCGGGCCAUGGUAGGAGGUGGUGUGUCGGGCCACGCACAAGGACUUAUCAUAAAAACGGAAUUUUUGCCCACCAAAUACCGGGGAUACAUGUUGCCUCUAUCUCAGGUGUUUUGGUUGGCAGGAUCCUUAUUAAUCAUUGGCCUGGCAUCAGUGGUGAACCCAACCAUUGGCUGGCGGUGGUUGAUCAGAAUUGCCUCCAUCCCUGGCAUCCUUCUCAUCCUGGUGUUCAAGUUCAUCCCAGAGUCAGCACGGUACAACGUGUCCACGGGAAACACGGAGGCUGCGCUGGCCACGCUGCAGAGGAUAGCCAGGAUGAAUGGGGUGGCCAUGCCAGAGGGGCAGCUGAGGGAGCCUGCCAAGGAAAGAAGGGGAAGAUUCAAGGACCUCAUCCACUCCAAAUACCUCAGAACCACUUUGCAGAUAUGGAUAAUAUGGCUCGGCAUAGCUUUCGCUUAUUACGGUGUCAUCUUGGCCAGUGCUGAGUUGCUGGAGCGGGACCUUGUCUGUGGCUCUGCAGCCCCACCGCUGCAGGACGACUCCAGCGAUGACUCUGAGGAGAGCCACAGCCCCUGCCACUGCCACUUGUUUGGGCCUGCUGCCUACCAGACCAUGAUCAUCAGCACAGUCGGGGAGAUCGCACUAAAUCCUGUGAACAUUCUCAGCAUCAAUCUCCUUGGAAGACGUCUAAGCCUGUGUAUCACCAUGGGAUGUACAGCUCUAUUCUUUCUUCUCCUUAAUAUCUGCACCUCAAGUGCAGGCAUGGUUGGCUUUCUCUUCGUGCUGCGUGCCUUGGUUUCAGCAAACUUCAACACCAUCUACAUUUACACAGCAGAGGUUUAUCCCACCACAAUGCGAGCGCUGGGGAUGGGGACAAGUGGGUCAUUGUGCCGUGUGGGAGCAAUGGUGGCUCCAUUUAUAUCCCAAGUUCUUAUGAGCGCUUCUUUCCUGGGGGCCCUUUGUCUCUUCUCUUCUGUGUGCAUCAUCUGUGCCGUUUCUGCAGUCACGCUGCCCAUCGAGACCAAGGGCAGGGCCCUGCAGGUGGGUACCACCACUCCAGGAACUCCUGUGCGUUGUUGGGAUUGCUAGGGACUGGUAGGUGAUGAUGCAGCCAGAAUCCAAACCCAACUCUU